Leptidea sinapis is the source of this 1889-nucleotide messenger RNA. RefSeq lists its product as uncharacterized. Bases 1 to 1779 code for a protein of 592 amino acids. The transcript is spliced from 2 exons. The record is from RefSeq and is a predicted model, not a curated record. Lineage: Eukaryota; Metazoa; Arthropoda; Insecta; Lepidoptera; Pieridae.
AUGAAGCGGAAAGAGGACUGGAAGGAUGAGGUAAGGAAACAAAAUGUCAACAGAGGUUUACAAUAUAUAAGUAGAAAUGGAAAAGUGCAUAAUAAAAAACUACUGAAACCUUCAUGUCCUACAACCUGUAGAAAGAAAUGUUAUGAAAAAAUAUCCGGAGAGACUAGAUCAAAGAUAUUUAAAACGUUUUGGGAUAUUGGAGAUCAUUCCAGGCAGUGGGACUUUUUGACGAAGUAUGCUACCAAAGAAAUAAAGAAGAGGAUAACAACAGACAAGGAGAAUACUAAAAGACUGAGUACUAUUGCUUAUACUUUACCUAUUUACGAAACAGACAACGUUGUUAUAAGGAAUAUACCUGUAUGUAAAACAAUGUUUUUAAAUACCUUAUCUAUAAGUUUCAAUUUCCUUUAUACAGCUUUAGAAAAACUAGAGAAAGGACAAGGAGCUGUACAGUCUGAUCAGCGAGGAAAGCAUGUUCACCAUCAGAAAAAAAUAACUGAUGAAAUGAAACAAAGUGUGCUUGAUCAUGUUGCAAGUUUUUCGCCUGUGGAAUCGCAUUAUAUUCGUAAAGAUUCCAACAAGAAGUAUCUUGACAGGUCUCUAUCGUCUCCUAAAAUGUUUAGACUGUAUGAAGAAUGGUUUGAUUCCAGUAAGUACACAAAUAAAAUAACUAAUGUGCGGCAAUGUCGUGACAUUAUCAACAACAAUAUAAACAUUAGUUUCCAUAAGCCGAAAAAAGAUGUAUGUGAAGAAUGUCACAUAUUUGAAAAUAAUAAACAACACACAGAACAAGAAGCAGAAAAACAGGCAGAGGACUUGAAACAAAAAGAUUUAGCAAGACAGUUAAAAGCAGAAGACAAAGAAUUAGCGCAACAGAAUCCAGAAAUACUGACAGCCGCUUACGAUCUCCAAAAGUGCUUGAAUGUACCCCAUGGGAACGUAAGCACAUUUUAUUAUAAACGAAAACUGACCGUUUAUAAUUUUACUGUUUUUGAUCUAGGACAUCGUCAAGGUUAUUGCUUUGCCUGGCACCAACAAACUGCUAAAAGAGGAGCAAAUGAAAUUGCUAGCUGUGUUUUUAAAUUUAUUGAACAAACAGUUAUGGCAGGUAUAAAAGAUUACCGAUUCUGGUCUGAUAACUGCAGUGGUCAGAAUCGGAACAGAAUCGUUUUUUUAAUGUAUAUGAUGGCAAGUUAUAAAUACAAAAUAAAAAUUAGUCAUCGUUUUCUGAUUGUUGGUGACACUCAAAACGAGGGAGAUAGUAUGCAUGCGCUUAUAGAAAGACAGACGAAAGACAAAAUACUAUAUACGCCUGCCCAAUGGUACAUGGCGUUUCAAUUUGCUAAAACUGACGAUAAACCUUAUAAGGUCACCGAAGUGUCUCAAGAUAUUGUGAUGGACUUCAAAACAAUGCUUACAAAGGUUAACAACUGGAAUUUUGCCUGUGAUGGAUCUAAGAUGCAAUGGAAUAAAGUUACUGAAAUAAAAAUUGAGCCAGAAAAUCCUUACAAAUUAUGUUUCAAAACUAGUUACAUGGCAGAUUCUUAUAACUGUAUUGACUGUGCUAAUAAACCUAAAGCAACACGUAAUCAAACUGUCCCUAAUAUAGAUUUUCGUGAUCUUCGCCCAGCUUACAACAGGCCAAUCCCAAUAGAUAAAAAUAAACACAAAGAUUUAAUGGACAUGUGCAACAAAUUAGUGAUACCUAAGGAAUAUCACUUGUUUUUUUCUAGUUUGAUUAAGACUGACAGCAAUAGAAAUGAAAGCGAUUCAGAAUAAUUAAUAAUUUGUCUUUUUUCUUUGUUUAGAUUGUUUUUUUUCGUAGAUAAUUAUUAAGUACUUAGCUAAUAAGUACAUUUUUUGAGACUGAUUUUAUUUGAUACUCAGUA